Molossus molossus (Pallas's mastiff bat) is the source of this 3870-nucleotide messenger RNA. It is a transcript of the gene TM9SF4, whose product is annotated as transmembrane 9 superfamily member 4. NCBI's taxonomy places the organism in Eukaryota, Metazoa, Chordata, Mammalia, Chiroptera, Molossidae. Gene Ontology annotation, biological process: protein localization to membrane. The record is from RefSeq and is a predicted model, not a curated record. The transcript is spliced from 16 exons. Gene Ontology annotation, cellular component: membrane. The coding region runs from base 222 to 1919 and encodes 565 amino acids.
GGAGCCAAUAUGGCUCCCAUAGUUACACCAUCCUUACUCUUCACCUAGUCAGCGACUUGACUGCUCAGACCAGGCUGCAGACCAAGAGCUAAGUCUACUUAGCCCCUCCUGACCGCAACUACAGGAGCGACUGAAGUCGGGCGGCACCUCGCGGUAUUGAACUCCGUUCCCAGGGAAACACCACGUCCGCUGACGUCAUCACGCCGACACGUGGAUCCAAGAUGGCGGCAGCGAUGGAUUGGCUGCUGUGGUCCCUGCUACUUCUCUGCCUCAUAUGCAGAACAAGAGCCUUCUAUGUCCCUGGGGUCGCGCCGAUCAACUUCCACCAAAACGAUCCUGUAGAAAUCAAGGCUGUGAAGCUCACCAGCUCUCGAACCCAGCUACCUUAUGAGUACUACUCACUGCCCUUCUGCCAGCCCUUAAAAAUAACCUACAAGGCAGAGAAUCUGGGAGAGGUGCUGAGAGGGGACCGGAUUGUCAACACCCCUUUCCAGGUUCUCAUGAAUAGUGAAAAGAAGUGUGAGGUUCUGUGCAGUGAGUCUAAUAAACCAGUGACCCUGUCCAUGAAAGAGAGCCGGCUCGUGGCAGAGCGGAUCACGGAAGACUACUAUGUCCACCUCAUUGCUGACAACCUGCCUGUGGCCACUCGGCUGGAGUUCUACGCCAGCCGCGACGGCGAUGACAAGAAGAAGGAAAAAGAUGUACAGUUUGAACAUGGCUACCGGCUUGGCUUCAUGGAUGUCAACAAGAUCUACCUGCACAAUCACCUCUCGUUCAUCCUUUACUACCAUCGAGAGGACCUGGAAGAGGACCAGGAGCACACAUACCGUGUCGUCCGCUUCGAGGUGAUUCCCCAGAGCAUCAGGCUGGAGGGCAUCCUGAGCAUGAUCAUCAUUCGGACGCUCCGGAAGGACAUUGCCAACUAUAACAAAGAGGAUGACAUUGAGGACACCAUGGAAGAGUCUGGGUGGAAGUUGGUGCAUGGUGACGUCUUCAGGCCCCCCCAGUACCCCAUGAUCCUCAGCUCCCUGCUGGGCUCAGGCAUUCAGCUCUUCUGCAUGAUCCUCAUCGUCAUCUUUGUGGCCAUGCUUGGGAUGCUGUCGCCCUCCAGCCGGGGAGCUCUCAUGACCACUGCCUGCUUCCUCUUCAUGUUCAUGGGGGUGUUCGGUGGAUUUUCUGCUGGCCGACUGUACCGCACUCUAAAAGGCCAUCGGUGGAAGAAAGGAGCCUUCUGUACGGCGACACUGUACCCUGGCGUAGUUUUCGGCAUUUGCUUCAUAUUGAAUUGCUUCAUCUGGGGAAAACACUCAUCGGGAGCGGUACCCUUCCCCACCAUGGUGGCCUUGCUGUGCAUGUGGUUUGGGAUCUCCCUCCCCCUUGUCUACCUGGGCUACUACUUCGGCUUCCGCAAGCAACCAUAUGACAACCCUGUGCGCACCAACCAGAUUCCCCGGCAGAUCCCUGAACAGCGGUGGUAUAUGAACCGAUUUGUGGGAAUUCUCAUGGCUGGGAUCCUGCCCUUCGGCGCCAUGUUCAUUGAGCUUUUCUUCAUCUUCAGUGCAAUCUGGGAGAAUCAGUUCUAUUACCUCUUUGGCUUCCUGUUCCUCGUUUUCAUCAUCCUGGUGGUGUCCUGCUCACAAAUCAGCAUCGUCAUGGUGUACUUUCAGCUGUGUGCAGAGGAUUACCGCUGGUGGUGGAGGAAUUUCCUAGUCUCGGGGGGAUCUGCAUUCUACGUCCUGGUCUAUGCCAUCUUUUAUUUUGUUAACAAGCUGGACAUCGUUGAGUUCAUUCCCUCUCUCCUCUACUUUGGCUACACGGCCCUCAUGGUCCUGUCCUUCUGGCUCCUCACGGGCACCAUCGGCUUCUAUGCAGCCUACAUGUUUGUCCGCAAGAUCUAUGCUGCUGUGAAGAUAGACUGAUGCGGGUGGACCAUGGCCAGGCCCACUCCAUCCACGGACAGGAAGCCACCCUGCGUGGGGAACUUCAGGCACGCAAAAUAAAAUAACUCCUGCUCAUUUGGAAUGUAACUCCUGGCACAGUGUUCCUGGAUCCUCGGGCUGCGUGGGGGGGGCGGGAGGGCCUGUAGAUAAAUCUUGCAUUUUUCUUCAUCAUCUUAUUCCAAUUCUGUGGGGGAUGAGGUUUUUUGUGGGUUGUUUUUUCUUCAGUGCUAUGAAAGUUCCCUUCAGCAGGAACUUUGAGACCUUCAGAUUCAUUUUUGGUUUGGGGUUUUAUUUCUUAGUUUUUUUAAACAAUGGAUCCAGCAUGGAUAAAUCCACCGAGACAUUGGAUUUUGGUCACUGUCUCCACCUCAGUUCCUCAGGGCUGUUGGCCACCCCACAACUAACUGGAAGAGGAAACGCCGGGCCUUCUGGGGCUUCAGUAAGGUUUCGGAGCCUCUCACUGCCCAUCCUCACCAUUGAUGCCGCGACAAGCACAGCUCUAGCCCAGACAUGCGUCCUCAGUGCCAACCUGCUUCUACCAGCCAUUUUUCCUCCCUCUUCUUGCCUCCCCAGCCUUCUCCCUGGGCUGCCGUAGGCAGGACUACCAGCCAGGCCUCUGGGUCAUCUUGUCAUCAGGAGCAUGUCCAGUCUUGGUUGCUACAAGGAAAUCCCCGGAAAUACUGGGGAGCAGCGGGAAUUUGCUGUACCAGAGAAGAAACUUUCAAUGAACUAUUUUUGUGCCAAGAAACCCUGGAUCCAGGGCCAGGUACUUCCAAAGCCAAACCAAGUAUCCACAUGUCUGUGUCUGGACUAAGGGUCCUCACCCUUCAGGAUUGCUCCCCAUUCCCAUCCUUAGGGGGUUGCUGUUCUUUGCAAAGUAUGUUGGUGGCGGGGUCUCUCCUCCCCUACUUUCAGGGCAGAACAAGGCCUGGAGACCUCAGAUCCCUUCCCUUAGAUGGCUGGGGAGAGCCAAUCCCUCCCUGACAUCUACAGUCUCAGUGCCCAUGUGCAGCUCUUAGCCAAAUCCAUCUCCCGCCCCCUCUCAUCUGAGUUCUUGCCUCUUUUGGGGAACACCCAGAAAACUGCUGGUGAGAAUGGAGAUGGAAGGUACGUUCUGUCAUUUCUUCCCCAAUUUUUAGGAAUAGGCAAGAACCUAGUUUCCCCAGGUUAGAAAAAGGGAGCUAACAUGGCAGGUCUGGCUUCUUUAUCAACACCCACUCUUGGGGCCAAGCCCCCUGCCCACUCUGCAUGUCAUACUUGCUCUUAAAUUACAAGAGACCAAACCCGCCCUGGGAUUAGGGUUUAAGUAACAGCCAUUCACCCUUGCUCCAGCCCCUUUAGAACUCCCACCACAAGACAAAGCUCAGGAUGUCGGUUAAGCUAGGAACACACUACCCCCUUCCUUCUCGCAGAUUCUCCCAACGGCCCCUACCAGCUCCACCAAUCAAACCAGUGAACUACUCAACCUUGCCUCACAGUGACUGCACAGUGCCAAGUGGCAGCCACCAAGAAUCAGGUUGGAGAAAAGGGAACCCAAGCAGUAGAGAAUGAUAAUGGAGUCUCAUUUAUUCAAAUCUUGAAUUUUUUUUUCCCCUAAGAGAUGUUCUUUUUGGGGGGAGUAGGGAAAUGGACUCCUCAUAAAGGAUUUAAACAUCAUCAAUUUUUUUGACUUUUUUAAUCAUCAUCAUUAUUUUUAAUUAAAAAAUGCCUGUAUGCCUUUUUUUGGUCCAAUUGUAAAUAAAUAUACCAUUGUCCUGUUGUCAUGUCUCUCGAAUCUCUUGCAUGGGUUAGGGGUCUGAGGUGAAACAACUUCUCCAAAUGGGUUGAGCUGAGUAGUUUCCCUCAAAGAUCAGUCUCACGUCAGUGUAAGGCCACUGUUCCCCUGCUUGGUGCUAGUUCAUAUCCUCUCCCAUUUGCUCAGCCCCUCCAU